AUGGCUUCAGUGCUAAAUAACUCGCGUUCCGAUACGCUCUUUCUCGGUGGCGAGAAAAUAAGCGGCGACGAUAUCAGAAACCAAAAUGUUCUGGCAGCUCUUGCUGUAGCCAAUGUGGUUAAAUCGUCGCUAGGACCGGUCGGAUUGGACAAGAUGUUGGUCGACGAUAUUGGUGACUUUACGGUGACAAAUGACGGUGCAACGAUUUUGUCGCUGCUAGACGUUCAGCAUCCAGCGGGUAAAAUUCUGGUGGAAUUGGCGCAGCAACAAGACCGCGAAAUCGGAGACGGUACCACGAGUGUGGUAAUCAUCGCGUCCGAGUUGCUGAAAAGAGCAAACUCGCUUGUGAAGAAUAAGAUUCAUCCCACCACAAUCAUCACCGGAUUCCGUGUGGCCCUAAGAGAAGCCAUCAGGUACAUCAAUGAGGUGCUUUCGAUGAGCGUCGAAUCCUUGGGCAAAGAAUCUAUGGUAAACAUUGCCAAGACCAGCAUGUCCUCCAAGAUCAUUGGUUCAGACUCAGAUUUCUUCGGCAACAUGGUCGUGGACGCUUUACUUGCAGUCAGGACACAAAAUUCCAAGGGUGAAGUCAAGUAUCCCGUUAAAGCCGUCAAUAUCCUCAAGGCUCAUGGUAAGUCCGCUCGCGAGUCGGUCUUGAUUCAAGGCUACGCCCUAAACUGUACCGUGGCUUCCCAGGCCAUGCCAAAACGCAUAGAUGGUGGCAACGUUAAAAUUGCUUGCCUCGACAUGAACUUGCAGAAGGCAAGAAUGGCAAUGGGUGUACAAAUUAACAUCAAUGAUCCAGAUCAACUCGAAGAGAUUCGCAAGCGUGAGGCUGGUAUGGUUAUAGAAAAAGUGAGAAAGAUCAUCGCUGCCGGUGCAAACGUUGUACUAACUACCAAAGGUAUCGACGAUUUGUGUUUGAAAGAGUUCGUGGAGGCCAAAGUCAUGGCUGUCAGACGUUGCAAAAAAGAAGAUCUUCGGAGAAUCGCCCGCGCCACAGGUGCUACUUUGAUCAACUCCAUGUCGAACUUGGAAGGUGACGAGACAUUCGAGGCCAGCUCGCUCGGUACGUGCCAAGAGGUAAUUCAAGCCAAAUUCUCUGACGACGAGUGUAUUUUGGUCAAGGGUACUUCCAAGCAUUCCGCGUCUUCCAUCGUGCUGCGUGGUGCCAACGAUUACUCUUUGGACGAGAUGGAACGUUCUAUCCAUGACUCUUUGUCGGUGGUAAAGAGAACGCUUGAAAGCGGAAGCGUGGUACCGGGCGGUGGCAGCGUAGAAGCUGCGCUGAACAUCUACUUGGACAACUUUGCCACCACUGUCGGGUCGCGCGAACAAUUGGCCAUUGCCGAGUUCGCUGGCGCUCUACUUGUGAUUCCAAAGACCCUAGCCGUCAACGCCGCGAAGGACUCCAGUGAACUCAUUGCCAAACUCAGGUCCUACCAUGCAGCAAGCCAGCAAGCUCAGCUCGAUGACCACAAGAGAAGAAACUAUCGCAACUACGGAUUGGAUCUGAUCCGCGGAAAAGUCGUGGAUGAGGUUCAGGCGGGUGUUCUGGAACCCACAAUCAGCAAAGUCAAAUCUCUCAAGUCUGCCCUCGAGGCCUGCAUUGCAAUCUUGAGAAUCGACACCAUGAUCACAGUGGAUCCAGAGCCACCUAAGGAGGACCCUCACAACCAAUGUUAA
Messenger RNA from Lachancea nothofagi CBS 11611, 1683 nucleotides. NCBI's taxonomy places the organism in Eukaryota, Fungi, Ascomycota, Saccharomycetes, Saccharomycetales, Saccharomycetaceae. The record is from the annotation of a GenBank genome assembly.